This is a messenger RNA of Phanerochaete carnosa HHB-10118-sp, 1569 nucleotides long. RefSeq lists its product as uncharacterized. The record is from RefSeq and is a predicted model, not a curated record. Bases 1 to 1569 code for a protein of 522 amino acids. Gene Ontology annotation, molecular function: CoA-ligase activity. Gene Ontology annotation, biological process: secondary metabolic process. NCBI's taxonomy places the organism in Eukaryota, Fungi, Basidiomycota, Agaricomycetes, Polyporales, Phanerochaetaceae. The transcript has 10 exons.
AUGCACAUCAAGUCCCGACUACCGGACCUGCCGCCCAUCCCGGACGCGAAUAUCUUCGAUUUGCUCUUUACAUCCUCGAGCUCACAAGGCGCACAGAUCCCGGAUUACACUGUCUACAUUGAUGCUGCCACUGGGCUCAGGCACUCGUUGCGCCAACCAUUACAAGUUCAGCUUGCGAACGCGCUCCUCGCUAUAACGACGCCCUUCGCGAAUUCGUCGACGUAUGCCACAGUAUACGAGCUCACACACGCCUUGCGGACAGCAAAGCCGAAAGUAUUGUUCGUGCGGCCGGCCCUGCUUCCGAUUGCACUCGCUGCCGCGAAAGAAGUUGGUUUGUCCGAAACCCAAAUCUACAUCCUGGAAGGUACUAGCAGCGAUGGACGUCUGAGUUCGCAAGGCUUGGCCAAUCGCGUCCGAAAGGGUUCUAUUGCUCGAGAGCCCAUCCGCCCCGCGAAGAAGAACACGCUGACAUACCUCGUGUCCUCGAGUAGGACUAGCGGUCUGCCGAAGGGUGGGCUGCUGUCAUGGCUUCCCAUGGAAACGUUUGGGCGACGGUGCUCAUGGGAACUGUAUGGGAGCAAGGGGGGGAAGUUCCUUCAGCUGACCUCGCCGAAAGAACCGCCAAUCGCGCUGUGUUUCCUGCCGCUCUACCAUGCCUACUCACUGAACGUCGUCGCAUUCCGCAUGUUCAGCAUCGUCCCUUUGACUUACGUCAUCAUGGAUAAGUGGAAUACCAGUGCAGUCUUGAAAGCGAUCUCCAAGUACCACGUCAAUAUCCUCGCGCUAGUCCCAUCUGCCAUGCACCAGCUGCUUAACCAUCUCGAAUUUACUAAGACCGACUUUAGCUCCGUUAUCAGCACCUCAUGCGGGGUGGCGCACCUUCCUACGACACUGCGGGACAAAUUCUUCUCGCGUUUCAACAAUGGUACACUUUGGGAAGGGUACGGCACGUCAGAGGUGACUUUGGGUAUUUCUCGCAAGACUAUCAACGGCCUGUUUGGCUUCAAGGUCCGCACGAUUCGCGAGGACGGCUCGGAGGCCGACGUCGACGAGCCUGGCGAGCUGUGGGUCAAGGCGCCUGUCGUGGCGCUUGGCUACUACAGGAACGAGAACGCGACACGGGAGGCGUUCGUCGACGGCUGGCUGAGGACAGGAGACUGGAUGCAUAUCGACAAGAACGAGUUCUUGCACUUUGUCGAGCGCAAAAAGGACACAUUCAAGGUCGAGGGAGCGCAGGUGUCGCCAAGCGAGAUAGAGAAUGUCCUGCACGCGCAGCCAGACGGGCUCAUUAUCGAUGCAUGCGUCGGCGGGGUGUCUAGAGGUAGGACGUCAGACGAGAAGGUUCCGCGGGCUUGGAUUGUGCUCAGCGACGAGGGUAAGCAAAGAGGGGCCGAGGAGACUGUCAAAGUGCUGGAAACGCGAACGAAAGAGAAUUUAAGCCCAUACAAGUGGCUGCGGGGCGGAUUUGAGGUCGCCGACGUGAUUCCAAAGACUCCGACAGGCAAGAUCUUGAGACGUCUGUUGCAGGAGAAGUUUGAAGCUCAGUACGUGGCUAGAGCGAAACUGUAG